Molecule: messenger RNA, 807 nt
Organism: Microplitis mediator
Lineage: Eukaryota; Metazoa; Arthropoda; Insecta; Hymenoptera; Braconidae
Product: transmembrane emp24 domain-containing protein 2-like
Exons: 3
Coding region: 90-707 (205 amino acids)
Biological process (GO): Golgi organization; endoplasmic reticulum to Golgi vesicle-mediated transport; intracellular protein transport
Cellular component (GO): COPII-coated ER to Golgi transport vesicle; Golgi apparatus; endoplasmic reticulum-Golgi intermediate compartment
Source: RefSeq, a predicted model, not a curated record
UACGUGGCACUAGAAGUAGACAUAAAAUUUUGUAAUAAUCAACGUUGACAGAUACGUGUAAAGAAUAAAGUUUAUUUAAAAAUAUAAAAAUGAUAUUAUUAUUUAAUUUAUUGUUGGUAUUUUGUAGUAUUUGCAGUAUAAAUGCUUAUACUGUAACUGUAGAUGCACAUGCAGAAGAAUGUUUCUUUGAAAAAAUUGACAAGGAUACGAAAAUGGGAGUGACAUUUGAAGUCGCUGAAGGUGGGUUUUUAGAUAUAGACAUUAAGAUUUUUGGUCCAGAUGGAAAAAUUAUUCAUGAAGGCGAGCAAGAAGGAAGUGGCAAAUAUACAUUUGCUGCUAACGUCGAUGGACGAUAUACUUAUUGCUUUAGUAAUAAAAAGAGCACAAUGACACCUAAAAAUGUCAUGUUCAAUAUCGAUGUUCAUCAACCCACUAAAAACAAAGAUGAAAAUGUUCCAACUGAUGACGAUUCUGUCAAUCAUCGUAAAUUGGAGGACAUGAUUACUGACUUGGGCAAUGGGUUACGUGAUGUCCGAAAUGAACAAGAGUACAUGGCGGUACGUGAUCGUAAUCAUCGUGCUAUCAAUGAAAGCACUAAUUUCCGAGUGGUAUUGUGGUCGAUUUUCGAAGCUACUGUAUUAGCUGCCAUGACUGUUGGUCAAAUAUUUUAUCUCAAACGUUUCUUUGAAGUGAGAAGGGUUGUAUAAUAAAUAUAAAAGAACAAUUUGUAUAAAAAACCAAAUAAUUGUUACAAUAGCGCGAUAAAAUUUCAAACUUUUAAUAAAAUGAUUUAUAAAUUUGUGAAUA